CUUAUGCUUAAACUUCACCCAAAAUUGAAACCCUAGCGAACCAGAAAUCUCUCAAGAUCAACUAGUAUCAAUUGGAAAAUUCACUUUAGAGGGAAAUCUUAGGAUUCCGGUCGAAUUUUCUAUGGAUUAACAGGAGAAGAGCUUAGCCAAAGAAUUCAUUACACUGAUUUCCUUCAUUUAAGCUCUGCAUAAGUGGUUUCAAUUCAAGAUCAGCGCUGUUAGGAUUUCAUCAUCAAGAGUUGUUGAUUCAGUUUGAAAGCAAAUAAAAAAAGGAAGGUUCAUUGGAUUAAAAUGAUGUACUGCAUGGUGUCCAUCAAAAGCAUGCUUUUAAGGAUUCUAAUAACAAGCAUAGUUCCAAGUGCAAAGGAAAUGCUGUCGGCCUGUGUCUGAGCUCCAUAUUUGCAUUCAUGUGUCUCCAGGCAAGCUUUUAGACAUUUCCCCCAGAAGUUGAGCAUUCUUGAUUAUACGACAAAUGAUUGAUCCCAAAUGCAAUGGUCAUGACAAUGCUGGAAGUGGCUCUCCUGUUGGUGAUAAACAACAACCCAUAGCAGCAAAGAAGAUUGCAUUAAGGGAUCUGCAGAAUGAUAACAGGAUUGUGGUGCCCAAGUCUUUGACAGCCCCUCCUUUAAUAAAGGAUCCAGCACCAACUUCAGAUGUUACCAAGGUUACUGGUACAAAGAGACCGACACCUGAGUGUCCCACAAGUCCCGUCCGCCACCUGUCUCCAAAUAGUGCAAAUGGGACUUUUGUGUACAUCCGAAGAAAAUCUGACCAAGAAGUAGCAAAGGGUAGCAACUGCGAAACUGAACCAAACAAAGCUAUCAACAAUUCACAGUUAAGUCAAAAUAUUCACGGCGAAAAGGAGACAACUAAGCAACAAAUUCAGGUUCAAGGGCAAAAGAAUUCUAGCUUUCCAGCAGCUCCUUCUAUGCCUAUUACAGUCCCUUGUGGAGGGCCUUCUGUUCCCCACUCUCUCGGGAUGCCUGUUAAUACGUCAUCAACAAUGCGACCCGCUUCAACUACUGAUGUUACUACUGAUGUUCUCCCAACUAAUCCCCAGAGAACAAGUGAUCAAAAUUGGAAAGAGCGCUUCCCUCACCUGCAGAUGUUCUUGCGAAACUGUGACCAUUCAAGUCAGGAAGAAUACAUCCAGAUGCUUAAAUCCUUAUCUUCAGUCGGUAGAAGCAGACAUGCUGUUGAAUUGGAAAAAAGAGCAAUCCAACUCUUAUGUGAAGAAGGAAAGGAAUUGCAUCGAAUGAAAUUGCUGAAUGUUCUGGAGAAAAUGUCAUCAAAAAACUCCUCUGCAACUCCACAAGUCAAUUUCAGGAAGUAAGGAAACAACUUCGCGAAACAAGCUUAAAAUUUGGCUCGCUCCGUAGUCUGAGCAGUUUUUUAAUCGUGUAUCCAGCAUAACAUGUGUUGUCAUUGUUGCUGCUGCUGCUGUUGUUGUUGUUGUCGAUUAUUAAUGCCAUUUGGUUAUCUCGACUAUGUAUUAAACCUCAACUGUUAGUUUAUCUAGUUCCAUAAUGAUCCUACUUGUAAUCUGUAACUACUGUUGGAAGCUAUAUAGUUGCCUCCAAAUUAUACAAGAUUAUUUUUAGAAGGUAUUA
This is a messenger RNA of Papaver somniferum (opium poppy), 1610 nucleotides long. RefSeq lists its product as uncharacterized. The coding region runs from base 473 to 1333 and encodes 286 amino acids. NCBI's taxonomy places the organism in Eukaryota, Viridiplantae, Streptophyta, Magnoliopsida, Ranunculales, Papaveraceae. The transcript has 7 exons. The record is from RefSeq and is a predicted model, not a curated record.